Molecule: messenger RNA, 1789 nt
Organism: Annulohypoxylon truncatum
Lineage: Eukaryota; Fungi; Ascomycota; Sordariomycetes; Xylariales; Hypoxylaceae
Product: heme peroxidase
Exons: 5
Coding region: 110-1705 (531 amino acids)
Biological process (GO): response to reactive oxygen species; hydrogen peroxide catabolic process; cellular response to oxidative stress
Molecular function (GO): heme binding; peroxidase activity
Source: RefSeq, a predicted model, not a curated record
CUUAUCACGGACUACUCCCCCGUCUAUAAAACGGGGUUGUCUUGGCUAUUUGCGCAUUGUCUUCAAUCCAUGCUUGAUAUCAAAACAGUGACAGGUUAGGAAGUUGCAGAUGUACGCCUCUUCAUGUCUUGCCGUACCCCUCCUGAGUGCUGCCGUUAAACCGGUCGUCGCCAUGUUCUACUAUCCGAAUCCAGCCGCGUCGGCUCUAGAGCAUAUUCUCGUGGACAACUGGGGCGCGUACGCAUCCAACUUCUCGUCAGCGAUCACGCCUUGCGAUAAUUAUGUGACGGAGGUGGGCUUGCCAGCGAUCAACUCUCGCAGAACUACGUCCGCCCAAUGGUUGCGUGUUGCUUUUCAUGAUUUUGCCACGGCUGACGUGGCUGCCGGAACCGGCGGGUUGGAUGCCAGCAUUGGAUUCGAGACAGAGCGCGAAGAGAACUCGGGCAGCGCGUUUAACGACAGUUUUACAUUUUGGCAGCCCUUCGUUAACGAGUUUGUUUCUAUGGCCGACCUGCUCGCGGUCGGGACGGUGAUGUCGGUGCACCUCUGUGGAGGAAAGUACAUACCCUACCAGUACGGCAGGGUAGAUGCAACGGCAGCCGAUCCUAAGACAGGAGUACCGGAGCCGAGUACAAGCUUGGAAGACACACUCGCCCAGUUCAAACAGGCCGGUUUUAACCAGUCAGAUGCCAUCGCCUUAACUGCGUGUGGUCAUACAAUUGGAUCGGUACACGCCGGAGGUUUUCCGACAGUUGUUGAGGAGUCCGCGAUAACUCCAAACAAUACAAAUGGGGCGGUCAACCUCGACGACACUCGGGCAGUCUUCGAUUCAGCGGUAGUACAUGAGUACAUCGACAGCACCGGGCAAAGGGGUGGUCCGCUCGUGACGAGCUUCAACGAGACGAGUAGGUCGGAUCUUCGACUGUAUGAAAGUGACGACAACAAGACGAUGUUAGAGCUAUACGCACAGGGAGAUGGGUUUCAAGAGACUUGUGUCGAUCUGCUAGGACGCAUGCUUAAUACCGUUCCCGCGGGCGUACAACUCCAGCCUGCGAUCGAGCCAGCGCUGAUAAAACCGAUCAAUGUGACUUGGGACAUUACGACUAACAAUCAGUUGGUUCUGUCCGGGAAAGUCAGGGUGCUGUACACCGGAGAAGCAUCGGACGGCCCGAUCUCGAUCACCUUCUCGAACGGUUAUACGGAGACUCUAGUUCCCGAAGAAAAUUUGGGCAUCUCUGCGUUCAAGCUAUCCAAUAGUCAAACGAACACCACGACUCAAUACUUCCCUUUCUCGAUUUCGAGCGGUAACUUAUCGGGGGUGUCAUCGUUUGCUGUUACAGCGACGGGAAUCGAGAACCAGGAGUUCCAGAUUCAGGAUAAAGCUUUCAUUGUUCCAAGCUUGUCUGGUGUUGCGGAUGGUGCAGUGUCUGUCACAGUCGCAGCUAGGACCAACCAACCUAAUUUCGACCCGUCGAAAAUGUUGCUAAAAGUUGCGACUCCGAUUGCGCAGCUGCUUACACUUGCGCCCAAGGUCGGUCGAAGUGACGUGCAGCUCCUAAGUGUUGCGAGCCCGUCGGAAAAUAUAGGAUAUUGGUCUGGAUCCGUUGCGAUCGAGAAACCUACCGGUGCCGUAAGUGUGAGUUUACUCUCUGGCGGAGAUGUUAUCGAUAUACUGUUGCUCGAUUCUGGAGUUGCUGGUUGGUGAAGCCUGUGAAAAGCUUCCAGACAAUAAGUCGGAACCAUCUAUUCACACGAUGCGGUAGAGGGUCUGAACGAAAAGUUACGUAGU